UUCAUUCAAACAUACAGAAGACAAUGGAAACGCCUCUUCCAGAAACCCCAGACACAAAUUCAACAGACGAAAUAACAAAUUUAAAACAAAUCCGUCAACAAAUCGAAUCACGUAUCGAAACCCUCCACAAUUCACAGCUAGAAAUCAUUUCAUCUCUCCAUCACGGCGUUGUUCCCGACAUUGCGUCUUCACUCGAUCUCCAUCUCAACGUUAUCUCCUCUUUCAAUAACCGCCAAUUCACCCCUCUCCCUAAACCCUUACCAAACCCUAACCCUAAACGCCGUAUCAUCCCCCUGCCACCUGCUCCGCCCAUCAAACUUUCCGGCGAUUCGGUAACGAACCUGUCGCCGGGGGAUGAUUUUUCCGUGGAUGACGUGGCCCCGUUGACUACUGUUAGGUCAAUGGUGGCGGUGUGUUUGUUGGAGAGAGUCCCGUUUACGGAGAUUGAUUCUGUUGGGAUAUUGAGUAAGUUGGAGAGCGAGGGUUUUCAGUCUGUUACGCCUGCGGAAAAGGCGGUGCUACGAGAAGUGGCUGGCGGUGAAUCGAUUGUGGCGGUGGAGAUGGCGUUGAGGUCGAUUGCAGACGAUAACGGCGGAGUUCAGUUAGAGGAAGUUAGGAGUAAUGGAAAAGUUAGGGUUUUAGUUAAAGGAAUUGAUAGAAGUAAGUUAGUUAAAGAAUUGCCCGAAACUAAACAACAACAAUCGAACGAUUCGAGUAAUUUAAUUAGUAAUAAUGUGAGUAAUAAUAAUAAUGUUGGAAAUAAUUCGGGUGGUGGUUGGAUGGGGCAGGGUAUGAUGGUUAGGCAUAGAGGAGGGUUGAACGUUAAUCCGAUGAUGCAUAGACCGCAGACGCCAAUGGGAAUGUAUUCGUCGCCUAUGAGUGGAAGUGUUUCAAAUGGGAAGCCACCAAGGACGGAAGAAGACGAUCUUAAGGAUAUCGAAGCUUUGCUAAAUAAAAAGUCAUUUAAGGAGUUGCAGAAGUCGAAAACUGGAGAGGAGUUGUUGGAUCUUAUUCAUCGGCCUACUGCAAAGGAAACUGCAGUUGCUGAAAAGUUUAAAAGUAAAAAUGGUCCUCAAGUAAAGGAGUAUUGUACUGCUUUGACGAAAGAAGAUUGUCGACGUCAAUCUGGUUCGUUUAUCUCUUGUGAAAAGGUUCAUUUCCGGCGUAUAAUUGCUGCUCAUACUGAUAUGAACCUUGGUGAUUGUUCUUUCCUUGACACCUGCCGUCACAUGAAGACUUGCAAGUAUGUACAUUAUGAACUUGAUUCAACACCAGAUAUGCCGCAUAUGAUGAUGGGAAAUCCUUCCAAGCCAUUAAAGCCUCAGCGUGCAGAGUACUGCUCAGAAGUGGAGCUUGGUGAAUCGCAGUGGAUUAACUGUGACAUUCGCAACUUUAGAAUGGAUAUAUUAGGACAGUAUGGAGUCAUAAUGGCUGAUCCACCAUGGGACAUUCAUAUGGAAUUACCUUAUGGCACCAUGGCUGAUGAUGAGAUGCGAAAUCUGAAUAUCCAAGCAUUACAGACUGAUGGUCUUAUCUUUCUUUGGGUAACUGGACGAGCCAUGGAACUUGGACGUGAAUGCUUGGAACUGUGGGGAUACAAGCGUGUUGAGGAAAUUAUAUGGGUAAAGACCAAUCAGCUUCAACGGAUUAUAAGAACAGGACGCACUGGCCAUUGGCUCAAUCAUAGCAAAGAACAUUGCCUUGUUGGUAUUAAAGGAGAUCCCAUAGUAAACAGGAAUAUCGAUACUGAUGUCAUUGUUGCAGAGGUCCGAGAAACAAGCCGGAAACCAGAUGAGAUGUACCCUUUGUUGGAGAGAAUCAGUCCAAGGACAAGAAAGCUUGAAUUGUUUGCUAGAAUGCACAAUACCCAUGCAGGGUGGAUGUCACUUGGUAAUCAAUUAAGUGGAGCUCGACUAGUGGACGAUGGACUAAGGGCAAGAUUCAAGGCUGCUUAUCCUGAAGUUGAGGUGCAGCCCCUGUCUCCUCCUAGAGCCUCUAAUAUGGAAGUGGACGCUGAGACAAGAAGUCCAUUUACUCCAUCAGAAUCAAAGCCAAUGUCUGCUCAGUUUUCUGAUGUUAGACCUCCAGAGCAAACCUAUGCAGCCGAAUCAAAGCCAAUGAAUCUUGAUGUCGAGAUGACAACUGCAUAAUAUUAUGUUAUUGUACUAGUGUAUUGCUUUUACAACUGAUGUUUUCUUAAUCUCAUCACAAGAAAACAAUAUUACGGCUGAAAUGUAACGUUAUUGUUAGAUCAAAUUGAGUUAUGUUGUUUAACAUGAA
Messenger RNA from Erigeron canadensis, 2280 nucleotides. RefSeq names its product putative N6-adenosine-methyltransferase MT-A70-like. The transcript is spliced from 7 exons. Gene Ontology annotation, cellular component: RNA N6-methyladenosine methyltransferase complex. The record is from RefSeq and is a predicted model, not a curated record. The coding region runs from base 24 to 2150 and encodes 708 amino acids. Lineage: Eukaryota; Viridiplantae; Streptophyta; Magnoliopsida; Asterales; Asteraceae.